AUGUGCACUGAGUACUACUACGACGACGAGCUGGACCUCAUGGAGAGCGACGACGACUCGGACGACGACCUCGACUUCGAGGACGAGGACCAGGCGCAGGCGGCCUACCUGCAGUACGAGAGCAGCUGCGCCGAGUGGGACAGCCUCAUCCUGCCCCAGGAGAUCGAGGACAAGUACCCGGUCUUCCUCGAGCACGCGCGUCGCUGGAACAAGUUCCGCAAAUUCGGCCGACGACGUCGCGACUUUCACACGCGUGGAGAUCGGCAUGGGCAUGGAGAACGACGCGACACGCGGUCGAGGCACUUUCAGCACAAGCGAUUGCGCUUCAAGUUCUCCCCGAAGCGACGGUUCGACUACCAGAUGGGCAAGAGAAGCCCGCUGGGCAAAGACGGCAAGCCGCUUCGCUGCUCAAUCUGUGACAGCGACGACUACUUGCAAACUUUCUGUCCUCAGAAGAAGAAGCGCUUCGGAGGAUCCCCCCUGAGCAACCGCCACCUCAGCAGCCGCAACCUGAACCUGAAGGCGCACAGCGACGUGUCAGCGCCCAGCAGCAUCAGCAAGACGUGGCACAUGCAGGGCUUCACCCCGGUCGACGACGACUACGAGCCAGGCGUGGAGGUCGACCUGCAGGGAGAUCCCAUCCUCUUCUCAGAGAACGCCGUUCGACAGCUGCGCUACACCCACGAGCUCUACGAGUGCGAGUAUUGCAAGAUGGAGUUCUGCCAUCUGUGCUCUGCCUACGACGACUGCCUACGCUGCUGGGAAUGUGGAGGAGAGCGUGCCGGCCGCGGCCAGGGCAGCACCCAGGUGCGCACUCAGCGCCUCUGCCCGUGGUGCAGCAACCUCAGUGACAUUCGCAUCGCGGGCUCCUGGGCGGGCUACCAGGCCCGCUCCACAUCGCAGCUACCCGGCACUCGCGGAGGACUUCUGGUCGACAGCGGCGCGAUCGACGACGUGGAUCGCCAGAGCGCCAUCGCCAAGGCGGCGGGCUACGAGACGCACGUCGAGCCUAUGGUGCACCCUGUCGUGGUCAACGGCGUGGGGAAAGGCAGCCAGCAGGCUACGCACCAGGCAGUUGUACCGAUCCAACUCAAUGAUGAGUCCGCUGAGUUUCGAGCCCCUUGCCUGAUGGGCGACGGCGCUGGCGUUCCGGCCCUGCGGGGCCUGCGCUCGCAGAGGCAGUCGCGCGCCAUCGUCGACACAGGCGGCAGCGCGGUCAUCGUCCCUGGCCCCGGAGGCUUCUCGAUGACUCUCAGCCCGGGCAGCAAAGUGAUCCGGUGCGAGAACGCGAUCUCGGGGCACAUGAUGAUCCCCGUGUCGGACUUCGAGGAGCAGGACAAGGAGGUGAUCAAGUCCUCCACGAAGUGGGUCCUCUACGGAGCGUGCUGUCAGCCAGACAGCAGCGGCGCUGCGUACCAUUUCAAGUACUAUCACUACACGGUCAAUUCUGAAAACGACGGCCGCCACUGCCGGUUCUUCGAGACCGUAUUCGGCAGCUACAUCCUCUACUGCGCCGUCGAGCACAUCGACUGUUCCUACGAGCGCUUCACCGCGAGGGAGAUCUUCAGCGGCUCCUGCAAGUUCACCGAGAAGAGCAAGGUCAUGUGGCUAGACCCUCCGGGCGCGGCUACAGGCACCGGCAGCGCCAAGGACCACGAGCUGGCCAGGUACGUCACCCAGCUCGUCCGCGCUCAGUUGGACAAGGCAUCCAGGGAGUACCCCGAGCAGGUGAUCAAGGCAGCUCACUUCGACCUGCUGAAGUUUCUGAAACUAGGAGUGGCCACCAAGACCAAGAAGCGAGCUAAACCGACGCUCGUCCUGCCAGACGAGUGCGCGGGGGACUGCGGCGACAACUUCACCCCGCUCCUGAUGAAGGACAAGGACGGCGAGUUCUCUCAGGAGUGGCACGCCGAGCGCGUCGCGGUCGUCGCCAGCUUCACCGUCACGUGCGCCACCCAGGCCGACGAGAUCUACUACAUCGACGACGAGAUCGACGACCCGGCGGACACCAAGUGCUACUACGAGGACAGCCUCCACGACCUCGAGCACUACCUCGCCGAGUCGGCCAUCGACAUCGUGGAGAUCUACGGCGGCGAGGCGGGCACGACCAGGUUGGCUGCGCAAGUAGCUGAGCAUCAAGCUCUUCACGGUUCACUCUUCGUCGUGGAGAACCCUCAUGCGAGCGGGAUGUGGAAGCUACCAUGCUGGGAGGCACUGCUUGGGCGAGACGACGUCCACAGCAUCAGGAUCCAGAUGUGUGCAGCUGGGCUUCGCGACCCCUUUGACGAACGCGGAGUGCGGCUCAUCCGGAAGGACGCGCUCAUUGUAGCGAACCACCCGGAGAUCAUUCGGCCUCUUCGGAUAUUGCGCUGCCCUGGAGUUUCGCCACAGCAUGUUCAUCAUAUCAACGAGAACGGUCGCUCGCCCUACACCCAGGGGUGGCCGAAGCGAUUAUGCCAGCUGCUCGCCAGAGGCAUCAAGUGCGCCUUGGACAUGCAGUCAGUCGAGGCGUACCCUACGGCCGAGGAGCUGGCGGUCAAGGCCAAUCGCUGGGAUCCUCGCCACACCUUCAAGGACGACGAGUGCAGGUGGAGUACCAAACAUAUCGAGGAGCGCGAGAAGGCAGCUCCACGGGCUCCCGCCGGCGACAUCACCGAGCCGAAGAGCAGCGAGAAGGCAGAGCCGCCUCCGCGGACUCCUGUCCCUGGCAGAGGUUCGCCUGGAGACCCUGCCAAGGAGGAUGACGAGCCAGAGAUGGGCCCGGCCGAGGCCACCGACACCUUGGACGAGCCGGACUGGUCACGGUUCGACUUGGGGCGAUCGCUGCAGGUCUUGCGCAACGGCAACGACGACCAGGUCAAGCGCGUCAUUCAGCGCCUACAUAUACGACACUACCACCAGUCGGCGGACCAGCUGAUCGAGCUGCUGGAGGCCGCUGGGAUUGGGCAGCGAAUCUUAGACAUGGUGGCUCCCGUGGUUCGAGCUUGCAAGAUCUGCCAGAUGUGGCAGCGACCCACUGCCAAAUCCAUGUCGGCAGUGCGGCUCACCACCAGGUUCAACCAGGUCGUGCAGGAGCAGUGCGACCGCGAGGGCAUCAUCAUCAAGCCUGAGCAGAUCGUGCUCGAGUCGUGCUACGCGAAGAACGCCCUGAUGACCAUCGGCAAGACCACACUGUGCAAGGCUGUUCUGGGCGAGACGCCCCAUCUGCUCCAGGACUUCGAGACUCCCACGACGACUCAGCAGGAAGAUCAGCAGCAUCUUCAUCGAGCGCGUGCGCGCGAGCUUGCUCUCUCCAGCAUGAUCGAGAAGACGGCGAUCGAGCGCGUCGACAGGUCUGUGCGCUCUCGCACGCGCCCGGCUGGCCAGAAGUUCCAGUGCAAGACGGGCGACCUCGUCGACAUCUUCCGGACGCCGCCCAACAAGGACCUCGACGGCUGGAGAGGCCCGGCGAAGAUCGUGGACGCCACGGAGGAGACGCUCAACGACGGCAUCGUCCACGUGCGCUGGGGCGGUCGCGUGCUCAUCUGCAGGCUCCAGGACGUGAGGCGGCAUAUCGUGUUCUGGCCGAGCUUCUUCCUGCAGUUCCCAGACGAGUGGGCCCCGCUGCGGGAGUUCGUUGCCGAACUCGGCCGUCGCAUGACUGUCAUCGGCUGGGUCUACGCAGCGCAGGGCUGGAUCAUAUCUCAGGGAGCUCGACUUCAUCCUGGGAUAUGCGCUCGCGGCCUCAUGAUCGCCAACAUGCACAUGGGCCUCGCCAACUGCGUGGGCAUCCGAGUGGGCUACGGCAUUCGCACCAUCCCGGAGAUGGACGCCGUCUCCUACGCGCCCUUCGUCAACUGGUACACCGGUCAGGGCGGCUACAGCUACCUGGAGUGGCAAGGGACGCGCCGUCUCGACACCACGCAGGUGUUCGGCGGGCGUUGGCACGACACCUACUGGGUGCAGUUCCUCACCGUCGUGGAUACGGACGCGCAGAUCAUACAGCGUGAGGGGCGCGAGCGCGCACCACCAGACACCGAUAUGGACAGGGCCAUGGGCAGCUUCGACGACGACUCCGACGAGGACGUGGUCCCGGCAGUUCAGGUUCCUGACAAUGAUGACCAAGCUGAGCUCGAGACCAUCCCGCACGACGAGGACGGCGACCGCCUCGACGAGGUCUCGGAGGACGACGACGAGGAGGUGUGCGACGAGAACCUCUACGUCGACGCUUGGUGGGCUGCGGUCAGCAGUCAUUGCAGCAGGCAGAUCAUCGAGACGAAGGAUUUCUUCAACGUGAGCGAAGCUCUGUCUGGAGUUUCUCCGCCGAGCGUCACCGGUAGCGAGCCUCCAGAGAUCGAGUUCGACGACGUUCUCGUGCGCUGGAUGGAGCGCGGCCACUUCGUUACCCACAUGGGCGACUGGCGAGAUGGACGUCUCGUAGCGCGAUGGGCUUCUUCCAGGCGGAGCUGGUGUUUCCUCAUCGAGAGGGAGAUGCGCAGCCUCAAGGAGGAGGAGGAGCGCACCCACCACAAGGACGUGAUCACGGCCAAGCUGAAGGAGCUCAAGUCCUGGGUGGAGCUCGAGGCUGUCAAAGCCCGUCUGGUCAUCAGAGGCCUCAUGGACCAGCGGCAGGGCGGCCUUGACGCGGCCAGCUUCACCGCAAGGCGCACUUCACAGCGCCUCGUCCUCAGUGUUGGGGUGCAGUAUGGUUGGGCUAUCUUCAGCUGGGACAUCGGCAACGCGUUCCUGCGAGGGCUCAGCUUCACCGAGAUCAAGGAGCAGGGUGCGGAGGUUAUGCGAGAGGCGUGCCUGGACCCACCGGCAGACGUCUUCUCCAUGUUGCAGGAGUUCGCGGCCCUCAAGGGCACCAGCAAGAUGACGCACCUGCUCAGGCUUCUCAAGGGUGCCUACGGCCUGAAGGACGCCCCGAGGUUAUGGAAGCUACGCUUGGACAAGUACCUGGCCGCAGUCGGAGGGCAGCAGUCCUCUCUUGAUGGGUGCAUCUGGAUGUGGUUCAAAGACGGGAGUCUUCAUGGACUGCUGUCCACGCACAUCGACGACCUGAAGGGAGCCGGUACGCCCGAAUGGCGUGCAUGGCUGUUCGGGCAGUUGAAGUCCAAGUUCGGCAAGAUCACCGUGCAGGAGCGGGAGUUCGAGCACUGCGGUAUUCAGCACAAGCAGCUCGGCGAUGGCAGCAUCGCCAUCGCGCAGGACCGCUGCGUCAAGCAGCUCAAGCCUAUCCCGAUCACAGCGGAGCAGAGGUCGUCGCCCGACGAUGUGAUGGACGACGUUCUUCACGGACACUUUCUUGCACUUCAAGGCGGUCUGGGAUGGGCCGUCAACGCCAGGCACGACAUCGCGGUCUACGUGGGAGCACUUCAGCGUCAUCAGAAGGCACCCGCGAUCAUGGACGUGAUCAACUUGAACCGCGUGCUGAAGUGGGUUAAGCGCAAGCCCUGCGUGAUCCCCUUCGAGAAGCUGGUGCCGCCGCUGCGCGUGCUGGUCACCAGCGACUCAGCCUUCAAGCGCGAGAACGGCGAGUCCAUGGCGUGCCGCGGGCAUGUGCUGGCUCUGGCCGAGAAGCAGGAUGACAACCCAGGUGGCAGAGCUCAUUGGCUGGAGGCAGUCUCCAAACGGCAUCGUCGAGUGACGCGGUCGACUUUCGCAGCGGAGAUCAACGGCCUCGCAGACGCCAUCGAGCCGGGCAAGGUGAUCGCGAUGCCGUACAGUGAGGUGAUCAACGGCACCACCACCGCGCACAUGCUGGCGAACGACGCAUCGCAGGGCAACUGGCCAGUACGCAUGGAAGCGGUCAUCGACGCGGACUCGGUGUUCAAGUCCGUGACCGCACAAGACGUCAAGUUGCCGUUGGAGGAGUCGCUCAUCAGCAUCGUGAUGGCCGUGCGGGAGCAGUUCAGCCUCGGCCUCAUGGAGCGCUUGUGGUGGUGCAGCACAGUCGACAUGCUGGCGGACGCUAUGACCAAGGGCGCAU
Messenger RNA from Prorocentrum cordatum, 5971 nucleotides. Lineage: Eukaryota; Dinophyceae; Prorocentrales; Prorocentraceae. The record is from the annotation of a GenBank genome assembly.